GCGAGGAGGCGGAGCACGUGUUCAGUUUGCGCUUCUUGCGCGAGGCGCGUUCUUACCGGGGGAGCGCGUGAGUGACUAGGUUGUGUGGUUGUACGCGUGUGUGUGUUUGCAUUCCCUCGCGAGCGCAGCACACUUCCUUUCUUAAAUUCUUGUCCUAAAUUGCAGGCAGAGUACAAAAUUCGAUCAGUAGCGUAUUUUCUAGCGACUUGUUCCUCAACCAGCGAAAAUCAUGUCAGCCUCAGCGGCUAAAGUGAGUAAAAAGGAGCUGAACUCUAACCAUGACGGAGCGGAGGAGACCUCUGAGAAAGAGCAACAGGAAGCCAUCGAACACAUCGACGAAGUACAGAAUGAAAUUGACAGACUUAAUGAGCAAGCCAGUGAGGAAAUAUUGAAAGUUGAACAGAAAUACAACAAACUCCGCCAGCCAUUCUUUCAGAAGAGGUCAGAACUGAUCGCCAAAAUCCCCAACUUCUGGGUCACAACUUUCGUCAACCACCCUCAAGUCUCUGCUCUUCUUGGUGAGGAAGACGAGGAGGCCCUUCAUUAUCUGACCCGGGUGGAGGUGACGGAGUUCGAAGACAUCAAGUCAGGAUACAGAAUAGAUUUUUACUUCGAUGAAAAUCAGUACUUUGACAACAAAGUUCUUUCCAAAGAGUUCCACCUGAACGAGAGUGGGGACCCGACUUCAAAGUCAACAGAAAUCAAAUGGAAAUCAGGAAAGGACCUCACAAGUCGGUCUGGGCAGACGCAGAACAAGGCCGGCAGGAAGAGGCAACACGAGGAACCCGAGAGCUUCUUCACCUGGUUCACCGACCAUUCCGACUCAGGGGCCGACGAGCUUGGCGAGGUCAUCAAGGAUGACAUUUGGCCCAAUCCCCUGCAGUACUACCUG
This is a messenger RNA of Sardina pilchardus (European sardine), 892 nucleotides long. RefSeq names its product protein SET-like. Lineage: Eukaryota; Metazoa; Chordata; Actinopteri; Clupeiformes; Clupeidae. Gene Ontology annotation, biological process: nucleosome assembly. Gene Ontology annotation, cellular component: nucleus; chromatin. Gene Ontology annotation, molecular function: histone binding; chromatin binding. The record is from RefSeq and is a predicted model, not a curated record.